Messenger RNA from Brassica napus (rape), 3894 nucleotides. RefSeq lists its product as uncharacterized. Bases 218 to 2626 code for a protein of 802 amino acids. The transcript is spliced from 6 exons. NCBI's taxonomy places the organism in Eukaryota, Viridiplantae, Streptophyta, Magnoliopsida, Brassicales, Brassicaceae. The record is from RefSeq and is a predicted model, not a curated record.
UUUAUGGAAAAAAAAUUAACAAAAUCAAAUAUCAAAAUCCCUAAAUUCUCUUUCUUUCUCUCUCACUUCUUCUUCUUCUACCUUGCUCUUCGUCAAUUCUCCCCCCUCUCUCUCUGUCACAGCCCGAUGAGCUUACCUCAAGCUUAUCAAAAUCCUCACCGGUUUAGAAGUCAAAGGAGUUGACCAAUUGGUCUCGACGACGGAGAAAAUUGAGAAGAUGGAUGACACUGAGCUACGCACGAGCAUCGAUCAGAAGAUGGACGACGCUUCACCCGCAAAUCCUGCCCCACCACCCUCCUCGAAUCAUCAGAUUGAAACCCUAGAGACGGAGCUCUCCGCCAAUCCUAACAACUGCCAAACUUCUGGAGAUCCUAGCCGUGGAGGAGCGUGUGUAGAAGAAGAGUCUUUGGCUAAGAGUAAAGGUCAAAAUGUGAAUGACAUGGACGCAGAAGAUAAGAGUGAAACUGAAAAGGCAGCUAAUUUAAAUAAAGAAGAGGCAGAAGAAGCCCAACCAGUGAAGGCACAAGGUGUAAGCUCUAGUAACCUUCUUAAGCUCGAUAGUGUUGAAGGCCCAUCAGAUGCUCCGCUGAGUGCUGAGAUAUCUAAGGAAAAGCAGACAGGAAUCUCUGGAAAUUUUCUUGGUGGAACUGGAGCGGUCUCAUCUAGUUCGGUAGGACAUGUAGCUGUGUCUUCUGAUUCUGUUAUUGUCAGUGUGGAGUUGGAGAAAAUUAGUCUUUUGCAGAGUAGUCUUGAUUCAAAUGAAGUGAGCAGGAAUGCGUCUGAGACCGUAUGUGCGUCGCACGAUGUGAGUCUUGCCCAUAGUAGCGAAAAUGUGCCUUCAUUGACUCAGGUAACGGACAACCAGGAUUCUGACAGUUCGUCUAGAUUAUCAGGUGGUCAUGGUAGAAAUGAUAAAGUUGCGAAUGACAGUAUGACUGCUCAUGCUGGGAAUGAAGACAAAAAAGAAUUUAAGGGACAUUUAGACACAGAGAAGAGAGUGAAACGGAGAAAAAAACGCAGGUCUUCUAGAUCAAUGACCAUAUCCCAGCGCCUUGGAGCAAUCGACAAAACAACGGCUGAUAUUGACCUUGGUAUCUUGGAUGCCUUGGAGAUCGCUACCAAAGUUGCACAGGAAGUGGCAAGAGACGUAGACUCUGGGGAAGCUUCCCGAAGUUCUUCAGAAGAACUAUCUGAUGAAAGCGGGCAGUCUGAUUCGCAACACUCCCACGAUGAUGAGCUACACACAGGUUCUCCAUCUAAAAGAUUAUCAGUGGGUGAAAGUCAUUCCCUUGAGGAACCGCACGAUGUAAUGGAUGAGAAGAAUAAUAAACGUGAGGAUGGGAUGGUGAACACUGAUGAUGUUAAAGAGAAGCACCUGGCAGAACCUGCUAAAUCCGAGGUAGGGAGAGAGAAAAGCCCAUGUGGCUUUGACCUCAAUGAAGAUAUUGGUCCUGAUGAGACCGAUGACAUUAUGUCUGUUUCAUAUUCUGGUAUGCCUGCAGCAGCACCGUUGCAAUUGGAAAGAUCUCUUAGUGCGAAAGGUUUGGCUGCUUGUAGUGUAUCUCACUCGGAAUCACCUCACAAAGUUCCUAGCGGGGAUUCAAGAGAAAAGCAGGUGAUAUGUGUCGAUCUGAAUUUAGCUGAUGUAGGAGAUGAUCAAGUUGAAGAUCAAACUCCCUGGAAACAGUUUCCUUUCUCCUCAUCAAGCUCUAGGGGUGGAGAGUACUCACGUGAAGCUAAUUUCCGGGGAUCAAGCAGGUUCAACCUGGAUUUGAAUUGUACAAACGAGGACGAUGACAUUCCUCCACCUUCUGAGUUGAAGAUGGAAACAAGAUUGUUUUUAAGUCACAAUGGGCAGCAAAGCGCGUCACCUUCAGUUUCUCAGCAAUCAGGGAAGGAAGUAAACUUCGACUUGAAUGACAGGCCACAGUUUUUCAUCGAUUCACGUGAUCAGGGUCCCUACUAUGGGCAGCACCCGUGGAGCACAGCCUCCUAUGGAGGGCACAAAGUGGAUGAACCGGUUAUCUCUCUAUUGGGUACAAAAGUGGACGUUGACAGAAAAGAGACUGUUUCCCAGAUGGCUUCGUUCCUGUCCAAUGGUAAGUCCCUCGAGACAGCAACAGGAUUAUACAUGGGAAAAACAGGAAACUCUUUGGGUUUAGCACCUGGAGUGUCCUUUUCUCCAGCUCCUGUAUAUGGGUACAACGGAUUUACUGGUCCUCCUGGGAUGUCAAUGUCAUCAUCGGCCAUGUAUGUUCCUGGAACAGCUAUUCCAUACAUGGUGGACGCAAGGGGUACGCCAGUGAUGAUGCCUCAAAUGAUGGGAUCGACUCCAUAUGCACAGCCACCAUUUCCUCAACAGCACAUGUUCAUGAGCUUGGCGGGUGGAUCGCAUAGUCUGAAUGGAUCUGUGCAGCCACGCUUUGAUCAAAGUUAUGGGUUUGGGGGUGAGAUGGGAAACCGAGAGUCGCUAAGUUUGAGGCAGUUUCUAUCACCUGGACAAGGCGAAGCUAUGGGAGAGCAUUCAGGAGCAAAUGUAGAGCCUUCAUCGAGCUUAUCUAUUAGCAUUGGUGGAAAGCGGAAAGAGCCGGAGACACGUUGGGAGUUCCCUCCUCCAUGGAGAUGAGUGAUUCGCAGAAAGUGGAGAUUGGGUUCUUAAUAGGUGGAUGGAUUGGUUGAUUGGUUAGAGAAUAACAGAAGUGUUGGGAGGUAACUUAUAAUGUCUUGAUGAACUUUCUUCUUCUUUUUUCCCAUCAGUUUUCCCCCUUUUUCAGGUUUUUAUUUCGUAACAUAUAUAGGAGGAUUAAUUCAAACAUUGGUAUAUCUCAAGCUUCUUCUUAACCUUGUUUUGUAUUUUCUCCAUAAAAUAAAACUAUAGUUUUGCGUUUCAAGUGUUGCUUUAUGUUACUGUAGCAGUUCUGAACUGUUUCAUACAACUCUUAAACCAACCAAACAAUGGUGGUUCCUAGAAACAGAGUUUGAGCUGUUGUUUGUGUGGUUCCUAGAAACAGAGUUUGAGCUGUCGUAAAGAACAAUACUUGGAGAAUAUCUAGCGGUUCAAAUUAUAUGCAUAAUCAGACCAAUAUCAAAGCAGCUAAACGUAACAGUUGGGGAAGUAGAAGAAGCACCCAGAAACUCAUUUUUAGCCUUGGAAGUCAGACGCAAUAAAGAAGUAUAUAAAGCUUCUCAGGAAUUAUGCAAACCUUGAAAAGCUAAGACAAGCAAGGGAAGCUAUGAGUGCCGUGUUUCCAUUAAGUCCUUCUCUGUGGCUUGAAUGAGCAAGGAAUGAAGCAUCUCUAGCCUCUAGAUGAAUUAGGACUGGCAUAUGUUGACUUUGUGGAUGAUGAGGACUUUGCAGCAGCUAUAGCAAAGAACAAAAAGAUGUUUCUUGGUAAGAAGAUCAGUAUAGAACGGUCAAAUCCAAAGAAGGGUAAAAAGAGGAUUUCAGUCGGCGUGGAAAUUGGGAGGAAUCUGUCUCUCUUCCUGGUUUUCCUCAAGUCUUGAGUUCAUACUUUAUCUGGUCCAAAGAAUUCUAGCCUGGUAUGAUUGCUUUCAUAGAAGGUUCGAGGAAUUCAAAGGACACAUCUCGAAGUUCUGAAUAGGCGAAAGCACCUUGGUCCCUUCUCUUCUCAUUCCCUUGGAUAUAGCUUUUCUUGUUCUACUUUAUUAACGCACUCUGAAGAAAAUCUUAUAUUGUAGACUGACAAUAUCGCAUCUGAGACUCAAAAAAGCAGAGACAAACCCGUUCAAGGGGGCUGAGUGAGUUUCCAUUGUAUACAUGUAAACACCUUUUGGUAGUUCUUGAGAUUUUGGAAGUUCUUAACUCGCGAGUAUAUAGUAUAUAUACUGUAAGGAGGUGUUAUUGGUUUAUAUAUUUUUAUUGAUUUAGAAAUC